AUGACUACCUCUCAGCAAUGCUCAUUGCCCGAGAAAGGCUUGGGGCACCUGGACGAGAGCUACGGCGACGGCGACGGCGGCCCAAAAGCCACGAAGGGGAGCGAUUUCAAGACGGUCGUGUUCCCGCAGAGCAUCUUCGCCAUCGCCGGCGUCAUGUCGGCAGCGGCGCCGGUGGCCGUCGCGGAGGACGACGAACUACCGGGCUGGUGGGAGGUGGCACGGCGCGUGCCCCUGAUGCUGGCGUGGGUGUGGCUCCACCUCCUGGUGGAGGACAUCGCCAACCAGCGGCUGGAAGGGGCCAUCAUCGAGGACUCCAACAACAAGCCAUGGCGCCCGCUGCCGUCGAAGCGCAUCACGCCCGAGGAGGCCAGGCGGUGGCUGCUGAUGGCCAUCCCCGUCGCGGUGGGCGCCAGCGCCUGGCUCGGCGCGCUGCGGUCGAGCCUGUGCCUCAUGGUGCUGGUGUGGAUGUACAACGACCUGGACGGCAGCGGCAGCGACAUCUGGCUGCGCAACGCCCUCAACGCGGGGGGGCUCAUGUGCUUCAGCUGGGGGGCGCUGGCGGUCCUGGCGCAGGGGGAGGGGCAGCUGCAGAGGAGGGCGUACGAGUGGAUUCUGUUGACCGGCGCCGUCGUCAUGACCACCGUGCACGCGCAGGACUUCCCGGACCUGGAAGGGGAUAUGGCGCGAGGUCGGCGGACGAUUCCGCUGUUGCAUGGCGAGGGCCCGGCGCGCGGCUCGUUGGCGGUCAUGGUGGUGGCGUGGUCGAUCGCCUGCCCGGCGUUUUGGGGCGCGGCCUUGUGGUCUUGGGCAGGUCCCUUGAGUAUCGGCUGCGCCAUGGCCGUGUUGACGCUGAUGCGGUGGGGCCAGUGGUGGGACGAGGUGGUGUGGAAGCUGUGGUGUCUCUGGGCGGCGUCACUGUAUUUGCUGCCCAUGUUUGCAGAAGCUGCAUGA
Molecule: messenger RNA, 951 nt
Organism: Sodiomyces alkalinus F11
Lineage: Eukaryota; Fungi; Ascomycota; Sordariomycetes; Glomerellales; Plectosphaerellaceae
Exons: 2
Coding region: 1-951 (316 amino acids)
Cellular component (GO): membrane
Molecular function (GO): transferase activity, transferring alkyl or aryl (other than methyl) groups
Source: RefSeq, a predicted model, not a curated record